AUUCAAAACAUUUUACAAUGGUGCGCACAGAAGAAGAAAAAAAAAGAAAAUCGGACUCGAGGAGAAUUCCGUUUGCUGGAUUGCGAGAGUUGGGGAUUGAUUCGAGUCAGUGAAGUAUGUCGGUGAAACCAACAGUAGCAUUAAGAGCAAUGCUCGUCGGAGGGAUUGCUGCCUUUGCUAAAAUCGGAGGCGCAAUGAAAGCAGCUGGUGGAGUGAAGCUCGGCGCAGCUGCAGCUGCCGUGACUGCAGCAGCAACGGCUGCUGUAUCCGGAUCGAAACCAGAACUGAAAAACACUGAAGCACAAUCUUAAAAUAAAACCCCAUCCUAUUUUUUCGGGAAUUUUUGCUGAUAUCAUAAUCUGCAUUUAGCUCGGAGCGUGUUAACGCUGUUGGGACAGAACAUUAUGAAUUCUUCUAAUGAAUGGCGAAGUAUAUGCUAAUGAAUCUAGGUACACAUUUA
Messenger RNA from Andrographis paniculata, 460 nucleotides. RefSeq lists its product as uncharacterized. The transcript has 2 exons. The coding region runs from base 117 to 311 and encodes 64 amino acids. The record is from RefSeq and is a predicted model, not a curated record. NCBI's taxonomy places the organism in Eukaryota, Viridiplantae, Streptophyta, Magnoliopsida, Lamiales, Acanthaceae.